CAUCAGGCUGCGACGCACUCAUACAUUUGUUGUAAUUCGGCUGAAGAAAGGACAAACACAAAGAAAAACUCCUGGUGAAGCGACAGAGAUCCACGUGACACUAUUAUAAAGAUGGCGUUUAUUAAAGAGGAGAGUGAAGACUUCAAGAUUGGAGAAACUUUCAGUGUGAAACAAGAAGACACUGAGGAACACACAGACCUGAUGGCAUUGAAAGAGGAGAGUCAAGAUCUGAAUGAAAGGGAAGAGAAAGAUCAGUAUGAGACGCAUCAUGAUUUCAUAACGGAAGAAAAACCUUUUAGUUGCUCGCAGACUAAAAAAACGUCCUCACAAAAAAGGGCUCUAAAGACUAAAAGUUAUCUCACAUGCCGACACUGUGGAAUAACUUUCAGUCAACAAGGAAACCUUACAGUCCACAUGAGAAUUCACACAGGAGAGAAGCCUUACACCUGCCAACAGUGUGGAAAGAGUUUCAGAGUACAAGGAAACUUUCAAGUCCACAUGAGAAUUCACACUGGAGAGAGCCCUUACACCUGCCAACAGUGUGGCAUCAGUUUUAGACAAAAAGGAAGCCUUGAAGUCCACAUGAGAAUUCACAAUGGAAAUAAGCCUUUUACAUGCCAACAGUGUGGAAUAAGUUUCAGUCAGAAAGCGAACUUUAAUAAGCACAUGAGAAUUCACACUGGAGAGAAGCCUUUCACAUGUCAACAGUGUGGAAAAAGUUUCACUCAAAAAGAAAGUCUUAAAAACCACAUGCGAAUUCACACUGGAGAGAAGCCUUUCACAUGUCAACAGUGUGGAAAGAGUUUCAGUAUACAAGCAAACCUUAAAGUCCACAUGAGAAUUCACACUGGAGAGAGCCCUUACACCUGCCAACAGUGUGGAAAGAGUUUCAAUCAAAAAGUACAGCUGAACAGUCACAUGAGAAUGCAUUCUGGAGUGAAGCCUUUAACAUGCCAACAGUGUGGAAUAAGUUUCAGUCAGAAAGCGAACUUUAAUAAGCACAUGCGAAUUCACACUGGAGAGAAGCCUUUCACAUGUCAACAGUGUGGAAUUAGUUUCACUCAAAAAGUAGGUCUUCAAAAUCACAUGAGAAUUCACACUGGAGAGAAGCCUUUCAUAUGUCAACAGUGUGGAAAGAGUUUCAGUAUACAAGCAAACCUUAAAGUCCACAUGAGAAUUCACACUGGAGAAAACCCUUACACCUGCCAACAGUGUGGAAAGAGUUUCAUUCAAAAGGUACAGCUGAACAGUCACAUGAGAGUUCAUUCUGGAGUGAAGCCUUUAACAUGCCAACAGUGUGGAAAAAGUUUCGAAAAACAUGGAAACCUUAGAGUCCACAUGAGAAGUCACACUGGAGAUAGCCCUUUUACCUGCCAACUGUGUGGAGUUGGUUUCAAACAAAAAAGAAGCCUUGACAGGCACAUGAUGACUCACACUGUAGAGAAGCCUUUCACCUGCCAACAGUGUGGAAAGAGUUUCAGCCGAAAAGGAAUCCUUAAUACCCACAUGAGAAUUCACACGUAAGAGAGACAUUUUACCUGUCAACUGAGAAGAACAACUUUCACCAAUGCCGUGUUUCCACCACAAUUACCAGGAACUAUUUGUCCCAGGAACUUUUUUCAUAGGAACUUUUUUGCCCCAGACCACUUGCUUACUGCGUUUACACUGAAGUACUGGUCCGGAACGGGAAGAUUAUGUAGUGACAUUGAACUGUGUGUGACUGCUCCUCCCAGUCUGUGCGUUUGUUUUGUAUGGAGCCCCCCUAGUCCCACUUUGGC
Pimephales promelas (fathead minnow) is the source of this 1778-nucleotide messenger RNA. RefSeq lists its product as uncharacterized. Gene Ontology annotation, cellular component: nucleoplasm; nucleus. Gene Ontology annotation, molecular function: DNA-binding transcription repressor activity, RNA polymerase II-specific; RNA polymerase II cis-regulatory region sequence-specific DNA binding. Gene Ontology annotation, biological process: regulation of cytokine production; regulation of immune system process; negative regulation of transcription by RNA polymerase II. The record is from RefSeq and is a predicted model, not a curated record. Lineage: Eukaryota; Metazoa; Chordata; Actinopteri; Cypriniformes; Leuciscidae.